This is a messenger RNA of Alternaria postmessia, 1119 nucleotides long. RefSeq lists its product as uncharacterized. Gene Ontology annotation, cellular component: mitochondrion. The transcript is spliced from 2 exons. Gene Ontology annotation, molecular function: 2 iron, 2 sulfur cluster binding; biotin synthase activity. The record is from RefSeq and is a predicted model, not a curated record. Gene Ontology annotation, biological process: biotin biosynthetic process. NCBI's taxonomy places the organism in Eukaryota, Fungi, Ascomycota, Dothideomycetes, Pleosporales, Pleosporaceae. The coding region runs from base 1 to 1119 and encodes 372 amino acids.
AUGGCCCAAAGAGUGUUCCUUCGUACAAGCCGGGGCCUGGCGCUCACUCCUCGCUCACUGCAGAUCACCCGCCCCUUCAGUACUGUUCUCGAUACCCCAGUCGACCCAGGAACUCAGCAAUUACGCUCUGUAGCCCGGGCAGGCUCCGUCUUUGAGAAUGCACUCAAUGCAAGUGCCCCCAGGACCAACUGGACAAAGGAGGAGAUCUCCGAAGUCUACAACACUUCACUGAUAGAUCUCACAUAUGCAUCGUCAUCCCGUUACGAUACCGGUCUGAAAGCCACAAAACUAUCUUCGGUUGAUUCCGUCCUGGAAGCUGCGCGAAUUGCUAAAGAGAAUGGGAGCUCAAGAUUCUGCAUGGGCGCUGCCUGGAGAGACAUGCGAGGCCGCAAGACGAAUCUUAAGAACAUCAAGGAAAUGAUCAAGGGCGUGCGUGGCAUGGGCAUGGAGGCGUGUGUUACCUUGGGCAUGGUCGAUGCUGCGCAAGCAAAGGAACUCAAAGAUGCUGGACUGACUGCAUACAAUCAUAAUGUUGAUACUAGUCGAGAGCACUACCCAAGUGUCAUCACAACUCGCACGUACGAUGAGCGACUCAACACCAUCAAGAACGUUCAGGAAGCUGGCAUCCACGUAUGCACUGGUGGUAUCCUUGGUCUAGGGGAGAAGGCUCGUGAUCAUGUCGGACUCAUUCACACCGUUGCGACAUUGCCCGCCCAUCCUGAGUCCUUUCCAGUCAACGCCCUGGUUCCAAUCAAAGGCACUCCACUUGGAGAGACCGAGGCGAUCUCCUUCGACGCCAUCCUGCGAACCAUCGCCACUGCGCGUCUAGUCAUGCCAACAACCAUUAUCAGACUAGCAGCUGGUCGCCACACGAUGCGCGAGGAGAAACAGAUCAUGUGUUUCCAAGCGGGUGCCAACGCUGUCUUCACUGGCGAAAAAAUGCUGACUACUGCUUGCAAUGGUUGGGAAGAGGACAAGGCCAUGUUUGGUAGAUGGGGACUCAGGCCUAUGAAGAUAGAUGAGACGAUUGGAGAGAGGCGCAAGCUUCCUGGACAGGAUGAGGCUGAGGCAGUUGUUGCUGCUGCUGAAGCGGAGGCAACGGUUCAGGCACUUGCCUAA